Dichotomopilus funicola is the source of this 1509-nucleotide messenger RNA. RefSeq lists its product as uncharacterized. Bases 1 to 1509 code for a protein of 502 amino acids. The transcript has 2 exons. Lineage: Eukaryota; Fungi; Ascomycota; Sordariomycetes; Sordariales; Chaetomiaceae. The record is from RefSeq and is a predicted model, not a curated record.
AUGGCAACUCCAUACCCCAGGAGAAAGCCGUCGACUCAGUCUGCUUCCAGCAACGACUCACGCAGCCAAAGGAGUAACGACUCAUACACAUCACACUCUACGGCACCCACGUCGAUCUACUCGUCACCAUGUCCUUCAGACCUCAAGGACUCACCGUGCUCGACAGAUAGCAGUGCCUACACCACCAACGCGGCCAGGUAUCAACACACGUACGACUCCCGUGACGAUGUCAGCCCGGCUACCUCGCUCUACCCCCGCUCGUCGGUCGAUACGUAUGCCUCGACGACAGCCUCACGUGAGGAGAUCGACGUCUUGGACACCGAGGAGCUGGUGGACGACUCCUGCAAUGCGAUCCCACCGUUACCGGUCUACAGGCGUGAGGUUGUAGAGCACAACGUCCGGGCCUCGACACCUCAAGACUUCGCCAAGCUCUUCCCUUCGCAGAACCGCCUGACGAUCCGCCACGAUGAGUUCACCUCGGACGGGAACAUGAACCUGCGUAUCGACACCGUGGUGACGGGGCGGAGGAGGACGGCCAUCCAGCUUUUCCACCUACGCAUGUACGACUUGGCAAAGCGGGAGUUCUCUCUUCGACGGUAUUCGCGGGAUUCGGGGCGCGAGGUCUGCAGUGCGAAGCGCAAGUUCACCGAGCCCGCUGGUGUUGCUGCUGCCACUACUAUUGGGAAGUCUACGGCCUUGGCGAUGACGACGACGGAGGAGAAGCCCACGCUGAAGAAGUCCGUUUCUGCCGCGCUCCGGACACUUGGUGGAAGGAAACCUGGUUUACGCCGCGCGAAGUCCAUCGCAUCGACGACCACUAGCCGCCCCGACACGGGUUACUCGACAUGCGAGGGCGACGAGGAUGACUUUUUCCUCGACGGAGCUAACAUGUCUCGCCUGUCGCUCGACGGCCGCCUGGCCAAGAACAAGGCGCAGCGGCCGACCGCCACCAACACCAUCAAGCUGGAGUUCAGCAACUACGCACGCGUGGACGUCAGCCGCCGUGGGGGUAAGGGCAACAAGCGGUACGACUUUGAGUGGUGGGGCCACAAGUACAGCUGGAAGCGCUCCGUCGACAAGCAGCUCGGCCUGGUGUCGUUCCACCUCUUGCGGGACGGGGAUGUGAGCGCGCCGGUCGCGCACAUCGUCCCGGAAACGAGGUCGCCGACCCAGGUCCAGGCUGACGACAACGCCGGUGGCUGGGUUCCGCCAUGCUUCAUGUGGAUCGCUGACGAGACGGUCGUGGAGGCCAUUACGGACGUUGCCGACGUCAUCAUGGCCACGGGACUCAUGGCGCUCGUCGAUGAUUGCAUCAAGGAGCGGUGGCAGACCAAGAAGGCCCACCGAAUCCCGAUGCCGUCGACCUUCAAGUCGGUCAACUUCGAGGCGGUCAGCCCCAAGGCCAUCGUCCGGCAUGUCUUCGGCCGCCGGAACUCCAACAACCACGGUCACACGCGCCCCACAACGCCGUCUAGCCCGCUCCGAUUCGCGAAUACCAUCGCGCAAUAG